Molecule: messenger RNA, 1286 nt
Organism: Phanerochaete carnosa HHB-10118-sp
Lineage: Eukaryota; Fungi; Basidiomycota; Agaricomycetes; Polyporales; Phanerochaetaceae
Exons: 7
Coding region: 85-1164 (359 amino acids)
Source: RefSeq, a predicted model, not a curated record
CCCACCACUACCCCGCCACCGCCGCCCACUACCACCCCGCCGCCCGACACCGCCCCGCGUCUUCCCUCUCGGCGCCGCCCAGCCAUGUCUUCCCUCGGCUACGACAGCACGUCCGAAGACGAGAGCGACACCCACUCCGUCGUGUCCGGCUCCCAUGAUGUCCCUGGCAGCGUGAGCUCGGUGACCACGGACGACCGAGACGCCCGGUCGGCCUCCCCAGACCCCUCGGUCUUUUCCAUGACCAGCACCCUGCGCGCAGACGCUUUCAGGCAGGAGUACGGACGGGGCCUCAAUAACUACUCGGAAGUAUACCGCCUGCCAGCGGACGCCGAAGAAUUGUCGCGGCUCGACAAUCAACAUGCCAUGUUUAUAGAAAUCAUGGGGAAAUAUCCGCCCCCAAUGGAAGACGUCCUCGCAGACACACCAGGAGAAGACAGGGCGGCCGUGGACUUGGGCUGUGGCAGCGGUAGCUGGAUCCUGGAUGUCGCCCGCGACUUCCCACAUUGCAGCUGCGUCGCGGUGGAUCUAGUCCCGAUGCAGAUCCCGGACAUGCCACCAAACUGCAGGAGUGAAGUUGACGACAUCAACCUUGGACUUCAGCACUUUCACAGCAAGUUCGACGUCGCGCACGCCCGCCUCGUCUCCUCCGGCAUCCGCGACUACAAAGGUCUCGUGGACCAGAUCUCGCUGGUCCUGAAACCCGGCGGCCUCGUCGACCUGACCGAGUUCGACUUUCGCGUCUACGGCACCGACCGGCGGCCGAUCCCCAUCGAUGCCGACGCGCCUGCGUUCGCGCGGUGGAUGAACCUGGCGCACCGCGCGGUGCAGAUGCAGGGCGGCGAGCCGGACGCGGCCAACCACCUGCACGAGUGGGUGUGCGGCCACGGCGCGUUCGAGGACGUGCACUACUGCACGUGGUGGCUCCCGACCUCGACGUGGCACACCGGGCAGGACGAGGAGGCGCGCCGCCAGAACCGCAUUGGCGCGGCCAUGCGCGACGACAUCCUGUCCUUUUUGAAAUCUGGCCGACCGCUGCUGCUGGGGAACGGCGUGCCCGAGCAGGUCCUCAAUCCGUUGGAGGGCGAGGCCGAGCGCGAGCUCGUCGAGGGCUGCGUUCCGGGCUACAUCCACGUCGAGAACGUGUACGCUCGGAGACGGCAAUAAUAACAUGUUCUUGCACCUACCGUCGGCGCGUCGGUCGUGGGCCGGCGACAUGUCUCGCCACAGAAGUCCUCGGCAGUGGGUGUGUCGCUCUUUCCAUAAGUGCUCCUGCUCGUCGUGGCGUU